AUGGCUUCGUCCGCCGACAAUGUUGCGCCUAUCGAAAGCAAUGGCGCAAAAAGAUAUGCAGAGACACCUUUACGGAGCGAGGAAGGACCACGAGGCAAUUACAGGUUCAAGAACAAGCGCAUGAAGAACGGUCAUGCUGAGCAGAGUAAAAUCUUGAAAACGAACGGCACCAAUGAGGAAGUUUUAUUGCAGGAUGUUACUGCGCUCAUCAAAAAUCUUAAUCUUCAAAGAGAAGGAAAGGAAGGCUCGACAAUACUGCCAGAGAAGUUCAAAGAGAUCACAGUUGAGAUCAAGGAGAUAUCUUCUACUGGUGAUGGCCUAGGUUUCCAGCACAACUCGGACUCGGAUCAGGUCUAUGUUGUGCCUUUUAGCGCACCUGGAGACAUUGUGACAGCACGACCGCACAAACACUUUGAGAAAGAAAAGUACUCCAUGGCUGACUUCGUCAAUGUCAUCACGCCUUCAAAUCACCGCAAUGACUCUCUUGUAAAAUGUCCCUACUUCGCCAGUUGCUCAGGCUGUCAAUUCCAAAUGCUACCCUACGACUUCCAACUUCAACACAAAAAGACCAUUGUCGAAAAGGCAUACAAGAACUUCUCCAACCUCCCACCCGAGCUCAUUCCCACCAUCGGCGACACAAUUGGUUCACCACUGCAGUACGGAUACCGCACAAAACUAACCCCUCAUUUCGACGGCCCUCCAGACGCCCGUCGAAGUGACGGUCGAAAUGGCAUCAAGCGAACAUUUAAAGAAAUACCCCCCAUUGGCUUCAUGAAAAAAGGAACACGUACAACAAUUGACAUAGAAGACUGUCCCAUUGGCACAGACGCCGUCCGCGCAGGCAACAAGCGAGAGCGAAAACGCGUCGCAGACGCCAUAUCCACAUACCACAAAGGCGCUACACUUCUGCUGCGCGAAGACACAAAGCGUAUUCCCAAAAACGAAUACGAUGUCACAAAGGAAACAGACUCAGAUGCUGUAAUCGAAGACAGAGGCGAGCACAUCCACCGCAAAACAUGUAUAACAGAUCCCAACGCCAAAUCGACAGAGUACAUCUCCGACUUCCAGUUUGUCAACCCAGCUGGUUCCUUUUUCCAGAACAACAACUCCAUCCUCCCUGUCUUCACACAAUACAUACGCGAAAAUAUCCUACCCUCCUCUAAAUCAGCGCCCAAUCAUAAAAUCACCCACUUGAUCGACGCAUACUCGGGUUCCGGCCUCUUCACCAUCACCCUCUCUUCCCUCUUCAAGUCCUCCCUCGGCAUCGACAUAUCCCCCGCUAGUAUAACCUCCGCAUCUACAAACGCACGCUUGAACAAUCUUCCAGAGUCCUCUACACGCUUCAUCGCCGCUGACGCCGCCCGUCUCUUCGCUUCCAUCGAGUCUCCCGCCGACGAAACGGUCGUCAUGCUAGAUCCGCCCAGGAAAGGCUGCGAUGAAUCCUUCUUGCGGCAGCUGGUGCAGUAUGGACCCGCAAGAGUGGUGUAUGUGAGUUGUAACGUGCAUACUCAGGCGAGGGAUGUGGGCGUGCUGGUAGGCGGGAUGAUGGGUGUUGAUGGCGGGUUUGGGAAAGGCGAGGGGUGUUAUGAAAUUGAAAGUUUGAGAGGGUUUGACUUUUUCCCGCAGACGGGGCAUGUGGAGGGUGUGGCUGUGUUGAGGAGGAAGGAGAAUGCUGCGCAGAAUGGAGAGGCGUGA
This is a messenger RNA of Alternaria burnsii, 1695 nucleotides long. Its product is annotated as s-adenosyl-l-methionine-dependent methyltransferase. The record is from RefSeq and is a predicted model, not a curated record. Gene Ontology annotation, molecular function: tRNA (uracil(54)-C5)-methyltransferase activity, S-adenosyl methionine-dependent. Lineage: Eukaryota; Fungi; Ascomycota; Dothideomycetes; Pleosporales; Pleosporaceae. The coding region runs from base 1 to 1695 and encodes 564 amino acids. Gene Ontology annotation, biological process: tRNA processing. The transcript has a single exon.